Molecule: messenger RNA, 5203 nt
Organism: Brassicogethes aeneus
Lineage: Eukaryota; Metazoa; Arthropoda; Insecta; Coleoptera; Nitidulidae
Source: the annotation of a GenBank genome assembly
GCAAUAUCCCACUCGCCGUUGCACGUUGCCCUAAGCCGAACACACUAUUCCUCGCGCCUCAAUCCAUCCGCACGGUGCCGGUGAAUCCCACGAGCUCCACGUACAUGUGCCACAAGAAAAACCCCGAAUAAGUAAUUUUUCUCGAUCGGAUUUUCCGAUUGAAAUGUGAGGUUCCUGCGGCCGCUUACAAGCGGUGUUAUGUGCGGUGUUUGGAUUGCUUUUUGGCUAUUAGCCACUUCGUCGGUGCUUAACGAAGUUAAAUCCAGCGAGUUUCCCGAAAGAGAAUGUUGCGACUUGCCAUCGCCUCAGCCUACCGUUCCUCCGACGACCGCUCAAGCAACUCUUUCCACUGCAAAGCCAGGCCCAAACACAAAAACGACCAUAGCAAUUUUGAAUUGCCUUUUGGCUCGCCAACUUUGUUUUGAAGAUGCAGCCUGUUCAGCCAUUCUUGAAAUUAUACCAAGAGUCUGUGGACCGGAAUUAGUUGCAUGUUCAACAGUCACAGUAACCAAAUGCCAGGCUGCAUUGCGCACUCUGCAAGCGUUCCCGUUUUUCAAACCAACGUGCUUAUGCAGGGAGCCGCACGUGGACCCAGAGUGCAACUCCUUCAGGGACUUCCUCUUUGACCAUCCCUGCGUCUUUGUCACCAAAAAAGAGAAGGACCCUUAUCCUGUGGACGCGUUACCGACUUGCAAUCACGCUUUGUCCGUUUGCCAGCAAGAAAGAAAAUGCAUAAAGCUAUACGAAGACUUUAAAUCUAACUGCAAAGUCAGAGAUAAUAAAUGCCGGAUGGAGGACAGGGACAUUUGCCAUGAAUCGUGGACGAAUCUGCGAAAGUCGCCGAUGUUCGGAUGCAUAUGCCCGAACAAUCACAUGAAAAAACGAUGCGACCGUAUUUUCACGAUGGUGAACCACAACCCGUGCGUCGAUAUUUUAACACACGGCACCAGUUUUGGCACAGUCGCAAGCAUCAUCAUCGGCACUUAUAAAACGCACUUGGUAGAAGAAUCGCUCUACACAUCCUCCUCCGUUCAGUCUUCGGAGAUUGACGGCGACCUUGCGACGGACUAUGUCGCUUUUGACAAUACGUCUACCUCGCUUGAUUAUGGGCUAGGCAAUGCUAUUGUCGAAAAUCCGCUUGUUGACGCGGUGAACGGGCAAGAGGCACAUGCCGGCUUUGACCAUAUCAGCGUCACUGUGCUCAGAAACAAGGACAAAUCUCAUCUGAGCAAUACCAUCAACUCCUAUACGUAUCCGGAGGAGGACCAACAACCCAUCAACAGCCAUCAAAAAUAUCCAAGUUCGACAGAUCAAUCUGAGUCGAACGAAGUGGGUAAAAUAGUGUUUCAAAGCACAUGCCACGUGGCGAUGGAAAGCUGCAAUAACAACUACCAUUGUAGAAUGUUGCUGGCCCCCAUUUUACAUCACUGCGAUAUUUCACGUUGCAAUAGAAACUCUUGUAUGGAGGCACUUCAAACUUUUUACGGCAAACCAGACUUCCCUUGGAACGUCGAGAUCGCCUUUUGUCUUUGCAAGAAGACAGACAACAAGCAGGAUGCUUGUUUAGUGGCGCAGGAAAAAUUGCACCCGGUGUGCGCUCAAAGGAUUGAAGGAUCUCCACAACCCACUUGCCUGUACUUGGCAGAAGUUUGCAGAGAAAACAAGGAUUGUAGAACAAGAUUGGAAUAUUAUGAGCAGACGUGUGCGGUGGACAGUGUAACGAAAAAAUGCGCCGGUUCGCCCUCUGAAUGUAGAGCAGCUAUUUUAGGGAUAUUAGGCACAGAUUUAAGAACGACAUGUGCAUGCAAAGGUACCGAUAUGACCCAACUGUACGAGUGUCUCGGAUGGCAGAGACUUUUAUGGGUAAACCCAUGUGUCGUCGAAUCGCAGAAAAAUUUCCACAUGAAAAAGGCUCUCGAACAGAGCCACUUCACAACACACAGACCACCAACAACUCCGGCACCCAUUAUCCGAACCAGACCGACACCCGUGCAAAAAAUCACCAUCUUGUCGGCCACGGAAGCUUCGCUACACACAAGGGAAAACACCAUUGCCCAAUUCAUACCCCCUCCACAACCAACUACAACCAGUACUACCACCACCACAACAACAACCACCACCACCACUACAACAACUACUACUACUACUACCACUCCGGCUCCGACCACAUCUACAUUACCUCCACGAUCUUGCGUUGUUCAAAGGCCACAAUUCCCCAAUCAGUACAUAAGAGAAGGGACAUUUAAAAGGAUCUACCAUGAAGACGAAUUCGAGUGUUCGGACGUGUGUGAAUGCGAACUAGGAGAAAAACUAACCUGCAAGACCAUAUGCAUCGAUAGAAUGCCGUGCAAAACCGAGUUCGCUUACUAUAACCACGCAGCACCAGCCUACCAAGCAUUCCGUGGACGAUGUCUCUGCUAUUCUGGAAGAUUCAUCUGCAUGAAACCCUUACCUGGCGACUACACCCUUCCACAAGGAAUAUUCCUUUUCCUUGGAUACAGCGAAGUGGACGAAAGGGAGCUAAACAAGAAUCACACUCUCGUUGUUAUACAGGACAUUGUAAGGGUUUUGCAGAGUUUUAUUAAGGAGGAAGCUGUAAAUGGGACUCUGUGUGUUCUGGAGUUUUUCAAUGCGACCAGGGAGAAUGUCAUACUGGCCGGCAAAUUAGCAGAAGAAGUUGAUUAUUCAAAACUAUCUCCGAUGGAAAUUUUGAUUAAAGAGAAGGAGGAGUGUGCGGAAUUUUUAGAGCUCAUAAGCGACCGGAUUAACUCGCGGAAUGGCGAUUUUAUUUCUCAUCUGCUGCUGUCGAUUUUCAAGAUGGCGGAAGUGGAGAUCAUACAGCCUGAGCCGACAUCUUUGUCGAAUCGGAACACGGCAACAUUUGCGUUGUUGCUUUUCCUGGCGAUUUUACAAAAUUUGUUCCUAUCGUCGUGACAAUGAUUAUCGCUUGGUAAAUAUUAGGAUUUUGUACUACAGUCUUUUGGGGAGGAAAUUUUUGCCAAACAAAAAAUAAUCAUUCGGAAAGCUGUACAUAUCAUUGUUGAUUACUAAUAUUAAUUUGUUAUAAGUAUAGGGACUAAUUUUGAAUCACAGACUGUCUAUGUGGCGUUGCUCAGAAUUUUUAAAUUGAAACAACUUUUGUAGGGGUUUAUGACUUCUUAUCGGAAGUGCUGAGGCUUUAAAAACUUUACUGUGCUAAGAAAAAAACACGGUGCGUUUACGCGCGUUAGAAGUUAUACUUCUUUGGUGUAACUACAAAAAAAUUUCUUCCGAAAAAAUGCAAUUGGGUUUUUGGAAAUUUUGGUACACUCAUAUCGAUUUUAUUAGACUGUCAACUUUCGUUGGCUGUGCGUGCGCAACUUCCAUUGGCUUUGUGCGCGCGCAACAUUUGUUGCGCCAAAAGAAGUGUAACUUCAAAAGUAUAACUAAAAAAAAUACUAUAGAAUCUGUAAGUCUUCCUAUGUGAGUUUGACAUCUUACUCAUCUUUACAGAGUAUAUACUAUGAUUUACAUAAGCUUCUGUUGUGUCAUAGCUUACAUAUAACCGAUACAUAUCAUCGUUGUAGCUCUAAAUUAUUUCUUGAAUACACCAAUAUUUUAUUGUUGUAUUAUAUUUUGUAUAAUUUUUUCAAUGUUCUUCAUAAUUUUAAAUAAAUAUUAUAAGGUAGAUAAUUAUUAUAACAGGAAUAAGUAAAUAAAUCACCCUCGUGGAAAUUUUUCUCUGAAAAACUCAUCUUCUGGAAGAGUUAUUCUGACUUAAUAAAACUUGGAAUUCAUUAGAUAUAGUGUAUUUGAAAAUACGAAAAAAAAUAUUUAUGAAAAUUGUUUCUGUGUUGUUAUAAGGCUUAUAAAAACACAGAAGCAAUUUUUACAAUAAGGCAAGUUUACUUCAAUUCAUAACAAUAAAACAGUGUUGAUUACAUAACUAUAACAAUUAUAUUUUGUAAUAUUUUUCUCAGUUUUUCGGCAAAAAAAUUUCACAAGGGCAAUGUUGAAUUUUGAGAUCUCUAAUUAAAUAAUAAAUAUGUUCAUUAAAUUCACAGGGUUGAACCAAAUAAUAAGCUAAAAAAUCUGUUAUAGUAUCAAUUAAUGUAUUUAUGGUGUUAAAUAAAUGUGUUAGUCCAGGGUUAGAACCUUGUGGCACCCUAACGCUUACAGCAGACUUCCUUUUAGCGAAAAAUUAUUUUUGUAAAUUCUAAAAUAAGAUUGAAGAAAACUAAGGAAUUUUUGCAAUUUUUGGAUGGUUUCUCGAUAAAAAAAACAUGUUGUACAUAAGACCUAUAGAUUAGAUAUCUACAAAUAACGAAUUUUUGUAUGUUAUUAGUUGAUUUAGUUAAAUAAAGGUAAGUGUGUAAAAAAUCAUAAAACUGAAGAACAUUGAAUACUUGUAAUGACUGAACCAUAAAAAUAAACAUAUCAUUUGUGUAAUAAAUGUAUUAAAUUAAUAGGUAUAAUUUAGGUAUAAAAUAAAUGAUGGUAAAUUAAGAAAAGCACUAGGUACCUACCCUAUAGAAAGUCACUUUGUUAUAUACACACAAAUGCUUAAAAAUGUUACCCUGAGAUAUCUACAUACUCAAUUUGUUAAAAAAUUUAUUUGCUAGCACGUCUGAACAGAGAAAAUAAUAUUUGUUCCAAAUAAAGGAAUCCACACACCAAUCUUCGGUAGGUCGGUGUGCGGACGCCUUUACCUCGAAAACGUAGAUUGGGUGAUUUUUAGGAUAGCUAGCGUUGAAUUGUGAUAGAAAUGAAUAAUUUUUAGAAUAACCCGUCCAAAAUGAGCAGUUCACUCGUGCUAAGCAUUUCUAGCUUAAAAAUUAAAUUAAUUUGAUAUACAGAAUGUUUGUAAAAUACUUUUUACAAUUUUUUGUAAGCUCUAUGAGUCAAAUUUAAACUAUCUAAGCUGUUUUCCUUAUUUUAUCCCUAUAAUUUUCUAUUUGAUUUAUUUUCAUGUAAAUACUAUAAUACUAUCUUAAGAUACUCGUUAGACUGAAAAUGUUUUGUGGUAUAUCACUAAAUAUAAAUAGUCAAGAAUCUAGAACGCUUUAUAUUUAAAACAACCUAAACACAAUGGGUUUACAAUGUGCUUGUUUUGCUUAACUAAAUUAGGAAAUUGAUGCACAAAUUCAGUUCAAAAAGUUUACGUUAGUAAUCCUUAUUUAUAUAAUUAAUUUACGCUUAGACAAUGUAAAAUAAAAUGUUGUUU